AUGAAAGACUCCCAGGCACGGUUGGCGAUGGUGGACUCCCUCUGGAGCCAUACACAGAGAGGGUUGAUCCACAUUGGAGACCUAGGAGAAAUGGUCAGCAUGUUGAUUCUCCUCUAUUCUUUCGACAAGGUACAUGGCAACGGCCGACCACGCCCCAUAACCGUGGUGGACCUGUUCCAAGCACUACUUCCCAAGAAGGUACACAAAAAGCUGGCAAGACGGUGCCAGAAGGACUCCAAGUUCCGUCAAGUGUGGAGCGGCUCCGCUUUCUUCUCGCACUUUUUGGGAACGGAGAAGAACGACCGGAAGGUGAUGACUGGUACGAGGAGAGCAUAUGCUCGCAACGCCGCUAUCGUAGCACCAAAAUUUUUCAAGGCUGUGACCUGA
Molecule: messenger RNA, 387 nt
Organism: Aspergillus chevalieri
Lineage: Eukaryota; Fungi; Ascomycota; Eurotiomycetes; Eurotiales; Aspergillaceae
Exons: 1
Coding region: 1-387 (128 amino acids)
Source: RefSeq, a predicted model, not a curated record